UUGACGCAGGCGCCUCGGGUGAAAACAUCCUGUCAAUUCUUGACCGUUAACGACUUCGAAGCAACCCGAAGAGUGGAGCAGUUUAUGUGCCUAUCCGUCGACGUGUUUGUGUUUUGGUAGACAUUGAAAACACACUCAUUUGCAACAACUUUAUAGUCGUGCAGCCAUGGUCGAAGGAGACAACAAGAGCACAAACAUGCUGGCACAGGAAACGGCACAACUGGAGGAGCAACUUCAGGCCUGGGGCGAGGUGAUACUAGCGGGCGAUCGCGUCCUGCGCUGGGAGAAGCCAUGGUUUCCUGGAGCGCUAAUGGGCGCUACCGCCGUUCUCUUCCUACUUAUCUACUAUUUGGACCCGUCAGUGCUGACGGGUGUAUCGAGCGCAGUCAUGCUGCUGUGUCUGGCCGACUACUUGGUGCCCACGUUGGCGCCCCGAGUCUUUGGCUCCAACAAGUGGACCACGGAGCAGCAGCAGCGUUUCCACGAGAUCUGCGGCAACAUGGUGAAGACACAGCGCCGCCUACUGGGCUGGUGGCGUCGUCUAUGCACACUCAAGGAGGAGAAGCCUAAGAUGUACUUUGCGUCAGUGAUCAGCAGCCUGUUGGUGGUGGCCUGGAUUGGACAGCAAGUGCACAACCUCUUGCUCACCUACCUGAUUGUGAGUUUGAUGCUGCUGCUUCCGGGCCUCAAUCAGCAUGGCGUCCUGUCCAAGUACGCCGCUAUGGCCAAGAGGGAACUCAACAAGCUGAUCAAGAACAAGGAGAAGAAGAACGAGUAGAUUCGCAACACAUGCGCGUGUAAACGGGCGACUACAUUGACUACUGAUUUGCUGUGUUGUCUCAUUUGUGUAACCAUGAAGCUCCUCGUCUUCUCUUCCAAGUUAGCCUUCAUUUUCUUUCAAUUCAUCUGGUAGCGAGCAGGAAAUGUGACUAUAACAAUAAAUAGCCUGCUGCCCAUCCGUGAAAUAAUGUAAAUACCCCCCCAGCCCUUCCCAUGCAUUUAUUUAUGUGUCCUGUCAUUUGAGUCUUUCCAAUGUGAAUUAAAAAAAAAUGACUUUAAACAUCA
Messenger RNA from Corythoichthys intestinalis (scribbled pipefish), 1065 nucleotides. RefSeq names its product ADP-ribosylation factor-like 6 interacting protein 1 (gene arl6ip1). Gene Ontology annotation, biological process: cotranslational protein targeting to membrane. NCBI's taxonomy places the organism in Eukaryota, Metazoa, Chordata, Actinopteri, Syngnathiformes, Syngnathidae. The transcript is spliced from 6 exons. The record is from RefSeq and is a predicted model, not a curated record. The coding region runs from base 167 to 778 and encodes 203 amino acids. Gene Ontology annotation, cellular component: membrane; Sec61 translocon complex.